Molecule: messenger RNA, 861 nt
Organism: Rotaria sp. Silwood2
Lineage: Eukaryota; Metazoa; Rotifera; Eurotatoria; Philodinida; Philodinidae
Source: the annotation of a GenBank genome assembly
AUGGAUAACGAUAGUUUUUUGGCUACGUUAGACGAAUUUAUAGAAAUUACAAAUCAAAUUAUUGAAAAAUUAAAAACAGAAUUAGAUUGGAUUAAUAGCCAUCGUACAAGAUGCAAUGUUGCCAAGACAGUGGGCACUGCUGCAUCAGUUGGCGGCGGAGCCGUUGUAGUAGGUUCACUUAUUUUGGCUCCAUUUACAGGUGGUGCCUCAAUUGUAGCCGCAACUGGUUACGGCUUUUUAGCAAGUACAGCAGGAGCUGCAGUAAACCUUACAACUGAUAUAACUGAUAUGAUAACCACACACAUAAAAAACAAUCAAAUCGAAAGUAUCUGCGGCCGAAGAAAUGACGUAGCCGGUCGUUUGAAGAAACAUUUUGAUGAGCUUGAACGUGUGGCCAUAGAACUAAAAAGAUUAAAUGUUGAAGAAACAGAAGCUUACGCUUUAUCACUAAAAAACUUGGUCUUAAACGGUAAUAGCAUCAGAACAUCUGCUGCAAGUAUAUUAAAGCUAAGCAGAUGCGCACAAAUGGCGAGUGGAACCUCUAACAUGCUUUUACGCGGUGGAGGUACUUUUUGGAAGGGUAUGAGACUGCAAUCUGAAACAUUAUUGAAAGUACUCGGUUAUUUUGGUUUUAAUGUGGGUAAAACAGGAGCCAUGGCCGUUGUUAGAUCGGGUACAGCAAUACUCAGUGGAGUUUUUGCAAUCUACGAUGUUUACUCAUUAAUAAACGGCAUUACAAAUAAUCAUCCAACUGCAGAAGCUAUUGCUGAAAUGAUCAAACAGAUGGACGAAGAACUAAAUCAAAUUAUUGAAUUGAGAAGAAUUGCAAUUGAAAUUGGGAAUGGGGAAUAUGAUAAAUAA